CCAAAAUGGCGGAAAUGAGAGGUGGUCCCAGAGUUUAAUUAAGGAUUACUGAGUCGAGAUCUCACAUCUUUUACAAAACCCGAUCAUUGUGCACUUUUUUUUAUUCCUAUGUAACUGGUUGCAAGGCAAUUUUAACGACCAUGAAGCUGUCGCCUCGAGUUUUGCCCGGUGCUCUUCACGGUCAUAACAGAGGAGCUUGUGACUGGGGACGACAGUCACUUAUAGCCUAUGGUUGUCAGAACUUUGUGGUUGUCUUUGAUCCCAAAUCAGUUCAGGUUAUUCAAACGCUGACCCUGCACACUGCCCCUUGCACAAAGGUGAAAUGGGCACGUGAUAAUUACCAUCACGACAGCAACUCGCCAUAUAUCCUACGUCUUGCCUCUGGAGAUACAUCUGGUAAUGUCAUUGUCUGGGACAUUUCUCAAGGGACUGCAGUGACUGAGUUCUCAGAUGGAAACAGACCAAUUCUUGAUCUAGAAUGGCUUGGAACUCAAGAUGCCUGUCAUGAUCUAUUGGCAGUUCUCCAUGCUCCAUCAUCAAUGAUCCUCUGGAAUGCUGAUACUGGUACAAAACUGUGGAAAAAGACCUUUCAAGAAGCUUUGCUUUGCUUUGCUUUUGAUCCUUUCAUACCUUCAAAUGUCACCUUGAUGUGUCAGGACUGGAUUCUCUUCAUCAAUGACUUUUCCAUUGGCAAAGCCCCAGAAAGCAAUGGCCGUAAGUUCUACCUGACAAGCUCUGGCUCAGCAUCACCCAGUGGCAGUUUUGUUGGCUCACCAACUGUUGGCCCAGAUAGCAAGAACACAAAUAAACCAGCCACACCCAAGUCUGCACUCUCCAGGAUGAGGCUAUGGGGAGGAGGCGAUUCCAAAAACAGAGCUGGAGAAGAAAGUGUUGCUUUGAGUGACUGUCUUCAGCUGGCGUACCUUUCUUCUGCUCAUCACCAUCUUCUAGCAUUGUUUCCAAGGGAAGUAAUGAUCUUAGAUAUGGAAAUCAACCAGGCAGUUUGCUCUUUUAGCCUGGAGAGAAACAGCCCUUCUUUUCUACAAGUCAUCCCUUGUCAACAACGCGAUGUCCUCAUGUGUUUACAUGAGAAUGGCAGUGUUAUUAUGCGAGUGCGUAGACGGGUAGAGAACAAUCCUUACUUUUUUGAACCUGAUGAAAGGAGUAAUGAUACCAAUUCAUCUGUGGACAUCAUUUAUGAAAACAAAUGCCAGUCAGAUCCACUGCGUCUCGGCAAAUCAAGCCGGCUCUUUGGCUUCAUGUGCUGUCCAACAAGUGAACGGAAAGUUGCCCUUCUGAUUAGUGAUGGAAGGAUGAUCAUAUGGGAAUUGAAGGCUAAAAGGCUUCAAGGAGAAGCAUCAGUCUUGUCAGAAGAAGCUUUGAAAGCUUCACUGCCAUGCAACACAGACUCUGAACAGCUACAGUGUCAUGUCAAUCCUAACUUGACACUUUCUGAUGUGAUUCCUCCUCCUCUUACAUCUGGAAAUGUCAUUCAAAAUUCUGUUCAUUACAAGUUUAUCAUGGCAGCCCUGUCCAGUGUAGUAUCAUCUCCGACUUGCUCUGUCAUGUGUCCGCCAUUGACAACUAAGAACUGGGCAAGUUACAAGCCUUUAUUAGCAGUUGGAAACAGCCAAGGUUGUGUUCAAGUUUUUAAUCUUGGUACUGGCCUGCUUACUCGGGAAUAUACCAUCCAUACUGGAGCAGUGAAAGGAAUUACAUGGAGUAGCUUGGAGAGUUUUUUCUCUUGGGCCCAGGCCUCAGGGAGUACAUCCAAAAAUGAGUUACAACUUGUCAGCAUAAAAACUGGUCAAACAACACCUAUUGAACUUGGUAAAGCAGCUGAGGAAUCAACUGUAGAGGCUGUUAAAGUUUCUCAACUUAGGCAAUAUUUUCUUGUUGUAAUUAAGGACAGACCAAUGCAGUUAUGGGAUUUGAAAAAUCUCACAGUACUCAGGGAGAUGGCAUCAAAGUUUUCAUCCAUCACAGCUUUGGAAUGGUCACCAUCUCUUCACUCCAAGCACUUGAAGAAAAAGUUGAGUCAGCAGUUGGAGCAGAGUCCUUCUGGUAUUGCAGCUAAUGUUUUGGAUCCAAGCAGGGCAAACCAAACACAGACGCAGUCUUGGAUAAAAGAGCACUUUGUAUGUAUGGAUCAAGACAGAGUGUUGUAUCAUUUUGUCGUGGAAGGAACAGUGAUCAAAGAUGGCUCCAAAGUUCAGUGUGAUAGUACUCUUGGAAUUGUAACCUAUGUAGCUUGGAAAGGUGACUUUUUGGUGCUGAGUGAUGUGGAUGGUAAUUUGAGUAUCUGGGAAUUAAAGGCUAGAGUCACCAGAUCUAUUGCAACACACAGAGGACACAUCAAGAAAAUAAAGUUUGGUCCUGGGCGGGGUAACUUCAAACUGGGCGUGCUCUUCAGUGAUGGAGUUGAUAUUUGGGACCUACAAAAGUUUGAGAUAUUCAGUAACUACAAGCUGCCAAAGGAUUCUCCCCCACUUAUUGACCUAGACUGGUUGGCAUCAGACUUACCAAUAACCACCCACUCUAAUGGAGCAAUCUUUGUCAUGACCAUGGAUCUAAAACACUCUUCCUCACCUAUGGCUCAGAUGGAUCUUGAUGGUCCUUUAUGGUGUCCUCACAUCAUGGAGCCAAAAUCAAGUCUCAUUCUUAAGUCCAUUCUACAGCACUCACUUGGAAGGGACAAAUACUCACUUACAGAUAUUUCAGACUUGGAAAUCCAGAAAGAAGAAACUCUCCGUGCUAUUGAAGAUCAGUUACAAAUGAUUCCGCCAGCCAUUGCAAAUCUGCUCCAGAAUUCUACACUAGGGACUGCACAGAAGUGCUACCUUACUGCUUUUUUAUAUGGAGAUGAAUCCGAAACAACGUUUUGGGAAGUUGCUCUUCACUUCCUCAGACGAGAAAAGGCCAGGUUGUUGUGCGUAAAGCAUCAGGGUGAUCAUCAACCCAUGUACAAUCGUGCACGAUCAUUCUCUGCUGAUCUCUUCAACCCGUCCGAGACUACAGCCAAGCUUAGACGGAGCUUCAGUGCCAGGAGCCUGGACCUGUUAUCAAUCGACGAUGACCUAGACAUGUGUGGUCAAGAAGAGACUGGUAUGAAUGGAAGCGAAACCUGCUGCUGCUACCCAGUCUCCCUAGACACUUGUUACGACAUACUCAGUGACACUGAUGCAUUCCAGAGGAGUCAGUUGGACCGACUUGCUCUUCAUGACAGCAAACGAUCCACCUACGAACACACAAAAAAAUGUGCUGACACUCUGGUGCUCUUGGGACAAGCAGAUAGAGCAGUGCAGUUGUUUCUAGAGACAGAUGCCGCCAAUGAUAACUAUUAUGUGGACUCUCUAAGAGCCUGUCUUGUGGCCACGAUUCGUUCGUCGGGCGCUUCACAGAGCACCAUCAAACUGGUGGCCACAAAUCUCAUCGCCAGCGGUAAACUUGCAGAGGGAGUUCAGCUGCUCUGUUUGAUUGACAAGGGCCUGGAUGCCUGCCGUUAUCUUCAGACAUACGGUGAAUGGGAUCGAGCCGCGUGGCUUGCAAAGGCUACUCUGAACUAUCCAGACUGUGCAGAGGUGGUGAGGAGAUGGAUUGAGCAUCUCUCCAGUACACACACUAGUCAACAGAGCAAAGCUGUUUUGGUGUUGCUGUCGUUAGGAAAGUUUUACAGGGCGCUUGAUAUGCUCUACAGCAUGCGUUACUUUGACCGAGCAGCAUUGUUUGCCGAAGCCUGCCAAGAAUACGGCUUUCUUUCACCAUCGGACGAAAAGAACACUGCCCUGGUGCACGCAGUCUACACUGAAUAUGCUCGAUAUCUCCACGGUCUUGGACUUGAAAAACCGGCUUAUUUCUUUGCUAGUAAAGUUGGACCAAAAGCAAGACAACUUCUGGAUGGACUGUAGAAAUAUAGAACACAAAAUGAUGUACUGCUGAGAAUAGUUUUAUUUGUUAAACAACGCUACUCAACA
Stylophora pistillata is the source of this 3974-nucleotide messenger RNA. RefSeq names its product WD repeat-containing protein 11. Gene Ontology annotation, molecular function: protein binding. NCBI's taxonomy places the organism in Eukaryota, Metazoa, Cnidaria, Anthozoa, Scleractinia, Pocilloporidae. The record is from RefSeq and is a predicted model, not a curated record. Gene Ontology annotation, cellular component: cytoplasm.